CAAAGAGGGAGUGGGCACUAGUUUGUAUUGCAGCACAGCUAUCCUGGACAAGCCGAAGCCCUGCAGUGGACCGACUAGCCACACAGAGCAGGGAUGGCUUUGGGGGCUGCUCCCCCAAACUGAUGCACCCCCCAGAACCUUGAGGCUCUGGAGAAACUGAGGUCUGGCCUGGGCAAGGAUGCCUUUCAGGUGCAGCAGCCUCGGCCCUCUGCAGUCCUGUUUCCCCUGUGCAACAGGGUUCACUACUGGUCUCCGGAGCUCCCAUCUCUCCUGCUCCAUCCCCAGGCGGACCCUGCUUCUGCAGGCUGUGCUGACUCGCCCCCCACCCCCACCAGGGUCCCUGGCUUUGGGGAGUGAGCCAGCUGCAAAGAGAUGUCUUCUUGUGCUGCUCUGCCUGGGGACACGUGCAGCCCACACCUGCUCCCGCCUGGGCACAAUUGGCCUUUGAGAAGACAGGAAGCUGCUCUAGAAGCCGAGUCAGUGGUGGGGUCGACAGAGGCCAGUGUGCUGCCUGGGUGGAGGUCGUGGAGGCAGAGGACCCAGGUCGGGGCUGGAGGUGGCUGCAACAGCCCUAGGCAUCUGCGAGGCCAGUUCCUGUUUAUGACCUGUCCUGUGGGCGAGGAAACAAUGUCCUACAGAGGUUUAGGAAGUAGGGCCCUUACCCAGGACCGCUGCCCGCCUGUCCACCCCUCAGCUCACCCCGGCCCCUCCUCUCCGGACUGAAAUGGGUCACAGGGCUCCCCAGGGUGGUCUCCCCUCCCUACCCCGCUCCCCUCUGCUGGGGGUCAGGGCUGGGAUGGGGUCAGGACCCCUCCGGCCCCUUGGAGCCCCCGCACUGUGCAGGCUCACAGGGGGCCCAUGGGGGCAGCUGGCAGUGAGGGGCCCCUGUGCUGUGGACGCUCUGGUGCCUUCUGGGCUCCAGUGUGGGGUGUUUGUGUGGUGCUGCACGUCUGUGUGUCUGUACUGUGGCUUCCCUGGGGUUGUGUCUCCUGUGAAGGGACCCUGAGCCCCACCUUGUCCAAAGCUCUGGGCCCCGACUGUCCUCUGCAGACACAGGCUGACAGGGUCUGGGCAUCGCACAGCAGGAGGGAGGAGGGGCAGGGUCCAGGGCGGGACCCUUCCAGGCGGGCACAGGGAGGGCACGAGUGCAGGGUGACCCCUGCCCGCACAGCAUGGGCUCUCCGCGUGUCCCCGCGAGGACCGUGCUUUUCCGGCGCGAGAGGACCGGCCUGACCUACCGCGUGCCGGCGCUGCUGUGCAUACCGCCUCGGCCCACGCUGCUGGCCUUCGCGGAGCAACGGCAGAGCCCCGACGACGCCCACGCGCACCGCCUGGUGCUGCGGCGAGGCGCGCUGGCCGCGGGCGGCGUGCGGUGGGGCGCCCUGCGCGUGCUAGCAACGGCCGCCCUGGAGGAGCACCGCUCCAUGAACCCCUGUCCCGUGACUGACGCGGGCUCGGGCACAGUCUUCCUCUUCUUCAUCGCGGUGCUGGGCCACACGCCCGAGGCCGUGCAGAUCGCCACGGGCAGGAACGCGGCUCGCCUCUGCUGCGUGACCAGCCACGACGCGGGCCUCACCUGGGGCGGCGCGCGGGACCUCACGGAAGAGACCCUGGGUGCCCAGGCGCAGGACUGGGCCACCUUUGCUGUGGGCCCUGGCCACGGGAUCCAGCUGCCCUCAGGUCGGCUGCUGGUGCCUGCCUACACUUACCGUGUGGACCGCCGGGAAUGCUUUGGCAAGAUCUGCCGGACCAGCCCCCACUCCUUUGCCAUCUACAGUGAUGACCAGGGCCGCACCUGGCACUGUGGGGGCCUGGUGCCCAACCUGCGUUCAGGCGAGUGCCAGCUGGCUGCCGUGGGUGGGAGCUUCCUCUACUGCAAUGCCCGGAGUCCCCUGGGCAGCCGUGUGCAGUCACUUAGCGCUGAUGAGGGCACCUCCUUCUUGCCUGCGGAGCUUGUGCCCACCCUGGCAGAGACUGCCCGGGGCUGCCAGGGCAGCAUCGUAGGUUUUCCAGCUCCCACCCCUAGCAGGGAGGAGGAGCCAAACCCUCCUCAUCUGUGUCCUGGAGUCCAGGAUCCCCUCAGUGGGCCCUUCUGCCACCCACAGCCCUGGGAGAACAGCCAGGAGCAGCCUGGCCCGGAGCCUGGGCUUGGUGGGGAUGGGGAGGCCUACACCCCAAUGCUCCCCUUGCCCUCUGUGGCCCCAGCACAGAGCCCCACAUGGCUGCUGUAUUCUCACCCAGUGGGGCACAGAGCUCGGCUCCGCAUGGGCAUCUACCUGAGCCGGUCCCCCCUGGACCCCCACAGUUGGACGGAGCCCUGGGUGAUCUAUGAAGGCCCCAGUGGCUACUCUGACCUGGCAACCCUUGGGUCUGGGCCUGGGGCAGCCCUGGCCUUUGCCUGUCUAUUCGAGAGUGGGGUCAGGGCCUCCUACGAAGAUAUCUCCUUCUGCAUGUUCUCUUUGCGAGAGGUCCUGGAGAAUGUGUCAGGGGGCCCUGAGAUGCUCCAUCGUUCGGGCAAGCCCUGGGAACACUGCCGGCCCUCCUGACAGGCCCUCUGCACGCACCCAAGGCCAAAGGGGUUGACUAGAGAGAGGGGAGGAGUAGGAGGCCACAUGGCCCCCAGAUGGACAGAGCCCUGUGCCAGCUUCUCCACGGGUCACAGAGGUGACCUAGACCUAGGUGCAGGACCUGCUGCUCUAAGAUGCUCAGGAUGGACCGCUCGUCAGGAAGGUGGGGAGGUUUGGGCCUGGGGCCCUGGCCAAGUGGCUACCACAGUUCCAUGGCUGCACCUCAUGAGCCUGGGGUCUCCCCUCGGCCGUGGCUGGUUUUCUCGUAACAUUUGAUCUCUGGCUACUUUUUGGCAUAUGAAUGACAAAUAAAGGGAUUGCAUCUA
Heterocephalus glaber (naked mole-rat) is the source of this 2893-nucleotide messenger RNA. Lineage: Eukaryota; Metazoa; Chordata; Mammalia; Rodentia; Bathyergidae. The record is from RefSeq and is a predicted model, not a curated record.